AUGCUGCGUCACUCAAAGCAGGAGCAACAGAUGUGCCGCAAGGUGCCGGGUACAUACAUUGGAUACGUCUGCGAGCACCAUGAUGGGCGUUGUGUCAUAUGUGAUCUUCAGUUUGAUGAGAUUCUCCCGUCGAUGCGAGAGGUACAUGUGUGUGAUGACUGUGGUUUUGGCAAAGAAGGCGAGGAGCGUUGUGUGAUGUGCAAUGCUGGUAAAACAACGGAGGUGGCGUAUUACUGUCAGUACUGUGUUGCGCUUGAGAAGGACCGAGACGGCUGUCCACGUGUUUUGAAUCAGAACAGACAUCAGCGUAUGGCCACCAUGCGCACACGGUGA
This is a messenger RNA of Trypanosoma theileri, 333 nucleotides long. RefSeq names its product PHD finger-like domain-containing protein 5A. Gene Ontology annotation, biological process: mRNA splicing, via spliceosome. Gene Ontology annotation, cellular component: U2 snRNP; precatalytic spliceosome; catalytic step 2 spliceosome. NCBI's taxonomy places the organism in Eukaryota, Euglenozoa, Kinetoplastea, Trypanosomatida, Trypanosomatidae. The transcript has a single exon. The record is from RefSeq and is a predicted model, not a curated record. The coding region runs from base 1 to 333 and encodes 110 amino acids.